AUGAAGAUCAAUAAAAAGGGUAAAUCAAGACGCAAACGUUCCAAAGCUGGUUCUAGUGGUUCCCAAAAUGAGGCUACAAAAUCCAUCGAAACACAGCGUUUGCGACGUGAAUCGCGUGCCCUCAACAGUUUACCAAAAGACAACGUAUCAGUACUGAACCACGACGAACCGAACAUCAUCGAAACACGAUCUCAAACUUCUGAUCGCAAACUGCGAUCGCAACGUAGCAACUUGGUUAAGAUUCGCAAACAACAGUACCGGUGCAACUCGCUGGUUCGUUCUAUGUGUGCGUUCUCAAUCACUUCUGAUAGUGAAAACUACAUCCAGGAACCAAAGCAAUUGGAAGGUUCAAGUGACGAGAAGAAAGUCAACAGCCAGACCGAACAAGAACUAUCCGGAGAUUCUGUGAAAAACGUUAAAAAGAAAAGGAGAACAAAUAUAAUACAUAGUAAUGACCAGGGUAGCCUUAAAGAUCAAUCUACUUGUGCGAAGCCUGGUGCUUCAGAUAGUGGAAAGUAUAUCAGGGAUCGAAAGGGUUCCCCUGGUGUAACCAUAAAAGUACUAGAAAAACGAUUGCUGCGUUCACGAAAGGGCAACAUCUUAAAACAGAAGCACAAUGAACCUAACAUCAAAACAAUAACUCAAACUGCUCACUCCAAAAAGCGAACCCAUCGUAGUAGCUUGGUAAAGGUUCGUAAGAAAAGCUCACUAGUUCGUUCAAAGUCUGCGAAGAUGCAAGCUACAGGCAGUGGAAAGUACAAUCAACAAAGAAUACUAAUGGACGAUUCGAAUGACGACAAUGAAGUCAACAUCCAGCCCGAUUCAGAAGCGUCUGGUGAUUCUGUAAGAAACAUGAAAAAGAAAAGAGCAGGAAAACUAGUACAAAAGGAUGGUCAGGAUGUCCUAAACGAUGAUUCAACUUCUGUGAAGUCAAGUGCUUCAUCUAGUGGAAAGUCCAUCCAAAAACGAAAACGAAGCAACGAUCCAAGGGACGACGCGAAAGUAAGCAUCAAGGACAAAUCUGAUUUUUCCGGGGGCUUUGUGAAACACGAAAAGAAGAAAAGAAGAGCAAACAUAGUACAUGGUGACUAUCAGGGUGCCCUAAAUGAUAUUUCUACGUCUGCAAAGCCGGGUGCUUCAGAUGCUGGAAAAUACAUCAGGCAUCGCAAUGGAAUGUGUGACGACGAGCUGGCUAACAUUCAACCUGAUUUAAACGCGUUAGAUGUUUCGGAUGUUGCGGGAAACAUAAAGAAAGAGAAGCAGAAAAGAAGCGGUAACACAGUACAUGGUGACGACCAGGAUGUCCACGAAGAUUCUAUGUCACUAGGUAGGGGAAAGUUCGUCAAGCAACGAAACCGAUGCGACGAUUUAAAUGACGAAAAGAAAUUCAGCAUCCCGAUCAAUUCAGAUGCGUCCGGUGGUACUGAAGAAAAUGUAAAGGAGACAAAGAAAAUAUUAUAUGUCUUAGUCCAGGAUAUCCUAGCCGAUGGGUUUACGUCUGUGAAGUUAAGGGCUUCAGGUGGCGGGAAGUACAUCCAGCAACGAAAGCGAAGCGAUGAUUCAAGUGAUGCAGCAAAAGUAAGAAGCCACACUGAUUCAGAUGCGGUCGAUAGUUCUACAAAAAAUGUAACGAAAAAGAAUGACAAAUUAGGAGGAACUGUAGUACAUGGUGACGGCCAGGAUGCCCUAAACGUUGAUUCUGCGCCUGCAACGGCUCGUGCUUCAGAUAAUGGAAAGAACAUCAGGCUACGAAAGCGAAACAAUGAUUCAGCCAACGAGGAGGAAGUCAGCAUCCACACCAGUUUAGAUUUGUCUAGUGGUUCUGUGGAAAGAAUAAACAAGAAGAAGAAGAAAAGAGGAGAAAAAUACGUACAUAGGGACGACCAGUUUAUUCCAGACGUUGGUUUCACGUCUGCGAAGCCAAGUGCUUCAGAUGGUGGAAAGUACACCAAACGAAAAAAGCGAAAGCGAAGUUGUGAUUCAAGAAACGAGGCGGAAAUCUGCAUCCAGACCGUUUCAGAUUCGUCAGGUGGUUCUGAAACAAACAUAAAGAAGAAAAAAAAUGCAAACAUAGUACAUGGUGACCAAAAGGAUAUCCUAGAAGAUCGUCCCUCGUCUGCAUGUGCUUCAGAUAGUAGAGAGUAUACUCAGCAACAAAAUCUUAACGAUGAUUUAAUUGACGAAGAGGAAAUCAUCAUGCAGCAUCAAAAUAUGCAGAAGACGGAUGAAGAAACCAACACAGUUCAUUGUGACGAUCUGAAUAUCUUACACAAUGAUUCGAAAAGUGGACAGUUUUUGUCGGAUUUCGAUUUUAUGACGGCUCGCAAAAAGGCGGAAAACGCCCAUCGUCGCAAGCGCAAUCAUGACGGUGAUACCUACGACAGUGAGGCACUGAUGGCACUAUUGGACCAAAUGAAGCAGGCAGCCAUACAGGAUCGACAAUUAAACCUAGACGGUAAGCCAGCCACGAAGAAGAUCGCCAUCCUGCACAAGGUGAUGAAGCAGCUAAUCAAGAAAGACCUGCAACCGAUCUUGCUCAGCCACAAUGUGCUCCAUGUACUAGCCGAGUGGAUCUCACCGCUGCCCAACAAAGCACUACCAUGUUUGCAGAUUCGUCAGUGCAUCCUGAAACUGUUGGCCGAUUUUCCUAGCAUCGAAACGCCCUACCUAAAGCAGUCCGGAAUAGGGAAAGCGGUCAUGUACCUGUACAAGCACCCGAAAGAAAUCAAAGCCAACCGGGCACAGGCUAGCGUGUUGAUCAGCAGAUGGUUUCGAUCGGUCUACAACAUAAGUACCGACUUUAAUGGGAUGUCGCGCGAUGAGCGUCGCCAGCAUGAUCUGCGGCAGUUGCCGAAGCAGAUCAAACCAUCGACACCGGAUGCUGUUCCAUCGAAGCAAGUCGUUCGGUCUGAUUUUUGGUUGUUCGAUACACAUAAAAACACUAUCCGUCCGGGUGAGAAAGGCUGGGUCAGCCGGGCACGCGUCCCGAUGCCCUCCGACAAAGUGUACAUCGUGAGACCGAAAUCAAAUAUUGAGACCAAUGUGAUCAGCAAUAUGAGGAAGAAGCAACCAAAUCGCUACGAAAUGUAUCUGAAGAAGUUUAACGGCUACAAACGGAAAAACACGAUACGCUCUCCAGUACAGCUUGCCAUUACAGAUGAAAAGAAAAUGUGUGACUAUUGA
This is a messenger RNA of Anopheles marshallii, 3183 nucleotides long. Its product is annotated as protein IWS1 homolog A-like. NCBI's taxonomy places the organism in Eukaryota, Metazoa, Arthropoda, Insecta, Diptera, Culicidae. The transcript has a single exon. The coding region runs from base 1 to 3183 and encodes 1060 amino acids. The record is from RefSeq and is a predicted model, not a curated record. Gene Ontology annotation, cellular component: nucleus. Gene Ontology annotation, biological process: poly(A)+ mRNA export from nucleus.